Molecule: messenger RNA, 8880 nt
Organism: Dreissena polymorpha
Lineage: Eukaryota; Metazoa; Mollusca; Bivalvia; Myida; Dreissenidae
Exons: 15
Coding region: 215-1885 (556 amino acids)
Molecular function (GO): zinc ion binding
Source: RefSeq, a predicted model, not a curated record
AGUCCCACAAAACUGUGCAGCAAAGAGAUUUUAGAAUUAUACGUUGGACAAGUUCAAAUAAUAUUUUCUGAGUCAUGUUAUAAGUGGUAAUUGUUGAUCAAAUAUAAAUAGUAUAUAAUAUAUAUGUAUGUAUCAUAUGUUUUUAUACUGAUGCAGAUUUGUUUGUAAUUAUAGUGUCAGAAAGUGACUUUGUUAAAACUAGUUAAUCUACAAAAUGGCAACAAGUUCUCAGUCUUCAGUUGAGCCCGGUUCUAAUGAAGUGAAGGACUAUAUUUGUAAUGCCUGUGAAGACCAGAAUACUGUUGAGACCAGUGCUGACUUCUAUUGUAAACAGUGUGAACGAUUUUAUUGUGGAAACUGUAUUCAUCUGCAUGGUAAAUUGUUCGCAAAACAUAAUUCUAUUGGAAGGGUUGAUAUAGAUAAAUGGCCAGUUUCAAAAAAGGUGGUGGAUUUUCUACAAACUUGUGAUGUUCAUAAGGAACAUAAAAUUGACCAAUUCUGCAAACUGCACAAACAGCUGUGCUGCCCUCAGUGUGUAUCUGAUCAACACAGCCAGUGCAGUAAAGUGACCCAGAUUUCGGAGCUGACCAACUCGCAGCCCACUGGCCUGGAGGGGAUGUCAGUGGAGCUGGAAACUGUCCUGGGGGAAAUUAAAACCCUGCAGAUCAGUCAGAAGGCCAGCAUUCAGUCAUUGCAGAAAACAUACAAGGAACAUAGUGCAGUUAUGAUAGAGCAAAUGCGUGGCAAUUUAAAUACUUAUAUAGAUGAAUGUGAUAAUAGUUCUGUGGGUACAUCAGGCGGAAAUGAGCAAUAUUUAAAAGAAGAGAUGUGUAGGAGUGUUCUCUCUAUCGUGAAUGAAUUUGAUAAUAUUACUGCGAAGGAACUUAACGAGAUGAAAGAUGAAGUUAUAAGCAUUAAAGGGUCAGUUACAAGUUCUAUUCAUAAAUGCACCACUCUUCACAAUGACUUGUCACAAUUCCAUGAACUUGUUCAGAAAAUUGGAGAUAAUAAGGAGCUCUGUCUUAUAGCCAGCAUAAAAUGUAAGCAUAUAAUACAGCAGGCAUUGACUCUGCUAGGAAAGUCAGGCAAGGCGUUUAACGUCCAGCGGAAGUCUGUGCACAAUGUGAGAAUACCAAGUGAUUCAUAUGAAUGUAAUAUCGCAGGCAUAUGUGUUCUGACUGAUAGGCAGGUGCUGGUUGCAGACUAUUUUAAUAAGAGAGUCAAGCUGCUGAACCAGCAGUACCAGGUGGUGAGUCACUGGGAUGUGAAAGCUGAGCCAUCUGACAUUUGUUUGAUCACACCCAGUGAGGUUGCAGUGGCUGUGAAUACUAGUAACAUACGUGAGGUCCAGUUUAUCACUGUCAACCAGGGAAAGCUUGUUUCUGGCAGGAAGUUUCAGUUACAACAUAAAUGUACAUGUAUUACCCAUCACCAAGGAAACCUUUUUGUCACCUCUGGUCAAGAACUGUACAAAUACUCACUGAAUGGCAAACUGAUCUGCAGACUCUACCAAGAUAGAUCAGCUGAUUUGACAGUAGACAAGUGUGCUGUGAGUCCCACAGGAGACAGGCUGUACAUCACCAGCUACAGGCAGGACAAGCUUCUCACCCUGGCCAGGGAUGGCACACUCCUGGCUACAUACACAGACCCAGCACUACGUGGCCCAUCUGGUCUACAUGUGACCCCUGCAGGCCAGGUGCUGGUCUGUGGAAGCAGGUCCCACACUGUACUACAGGUGGGCUGGGAGGGGAAGAGUAAGCUGACUACGCUGGCUACAUGGGAGGAUGGAGUGUGGUGCCCAGGGUCAGUCUGCUACAGCAGCACCACAUCAUCAAUCAUUGUGGGACUGUAUGGGGACAACAUCCUGGUGUUCAGAGUGGAAUAGUGUGUACAUUGGCUGCUGAGUCAGGACAACGAUGCUGAGGAUGUGGUGUACAAGGAUGACCUGAAUAUGCAGAAGGGCCUGUUUUGAAGAGGUAUACAAUAUAAGAGGAGAGCACCAGCAUUGGUAUCGAGUUGGCCCAGCAACAGUACCAGUCCAGCAUGCAGGAGAUCCAGUCAAGGACGACCCUUCCCCUCCCCUGACCCCUAACUCCUCACUUUUGACCUGCAGCCUCAAAGGAUCAGCAUCGUUGAACAAUUCUCUUCUCCAGGAAAUUCUCAGCUCUUCAAGUUUUCACGGGCUGUUCCCAACAAUCGCAAUGUCCUGGUCCAGUUUUCCUUACUCAAGCCUGAGUGAGCCCUAGUUUUGUUAAAUAUAAGUAGUAGAAAUGGUAACACUAACAGCCAGUGUUCUUGCUGUUGGACAUCACAAAGAAUAUCACAGAAUAAAAAGUUGAAUAACUUGUUCCAUUCAUUAUGGGACCAACAGAAAUUCAGCAAGAAAUAGGGCAAAAAAUCAAGGAACAAUUGAAGUGAUUAAUUUAGAAGUGUGAGCUUUUCAAAGUAGAUACUUCUGCUGUUGAUAGUUUUGACAGUAAUAGCGUUACGGACGCCUCGGUUUGUCCUCUGAGGCGUGUAAACUGUCCAAAGAGAAAAAGCUUCUGACGCUUUUGCUGACAAAGAAAGGCAGUAAUGACUUGGCUGUGAACACCCAGAGGACAAUACAUCCUUGGGGCAUGCCUCAGACGCAAAUUCUGCUCAAGAUUAUAAACAAGGUGCAAAAUGUGAAUAUGUCUAGCUGUGUUACGAGCACUUCCCACUCCGAGCCCAUAGGCCUCGUAUUGAAUCGAGGCUAGAGAAGGCAGUUGUGUUGUGUGGUCCAGUAUGCCCUUCUACUCUCAACCCGACGUUAAUCAGAACUCAAACUCAGCCCUUAGCAAUGUCAUCUCAGCUCCUUGAGCCUCAGGAGAGCACCAGCAUUGACUAUUGUGUUGGCCCAACAACAGCACCAGUUCGGCAUGCAUGAGCCCCAGUCCAGGACAACCCUUCCCCUACCCUGAUCCUUAUCUCCUCCCCCAAGACCUCCAGCCUCAAAUUCUGAACACAUCCAGUUUUCUUGCACUGUUCUCAUCAACCGCAAUGUCCAUGUCAAGUUAUCCACUGUAACGCCUGAGUAGUUUUGUUUAGCUUGAGUGUCCGAGUGGGAAGAGUGUUAUAGACACAAGGAGUUAUAUCAGUUGUUAUGGUAACGCUCAGUCAACAGUCAGUUCUUGCUGUUGGACAUCACUGCGAAUAUCACGACGAAUAAGAAGUUGAAUUACUUGUUUCAUUCGUUAUGGGACAAACACUAAGUCAGCGAGGAACGGGACAAAAAAUCAAGGAACAAUUGAAGCGAUUAAUGCAGAAGUGUAGGCUUUCCAAAGUAGAUACUUCUGCUGUUGAUAGUUAGGACAGUAGUAGUGUUACGAACCGUCUCGGUUUGUCCUCUCAGGCGUCUAAACUGUCCAAAGGGAACAUAAAGCUUUUGACGAUGUUGCUGAUGAAGAAAGGCAGUAAUAACUAGGCUGUGAACACCCAGAGCACAAUACAUUAAUGGGGCAUGCCUCAGACGCAAAUUGCGCCCAAGAUUGUAAACAAGAUGCAAAAUGUGAACAUGUCUAGCUUUGUUACGAGCACUUGGCACUCCAAGCCUAAAGGGUCUCGUAUUGAAUAGAGGCUAGAGAAAAAUGACAGCAGUUUUGUAAUGUCGUCCAGUACGCACUUCGACUCUCAACCGAGUGUGUCAGAACUCAAACUCGGGCCUUAGUAAUAUCAGCAAGUUGUAGAGACGCUAAAACGGAAACAAUUUGUUCCAACAGAUAGAACAGGCGUUGAUUGACUCGUCCGUAAAUGUGACUGGCCUUAAUAUGUUGUUCUCGAAUUAUGUGAACCUCACCAGGAGAGCUGUCUGCGAUUGACACCAUUCAACAACAGUUGUUGUCAGGAAUUCCCGGGUUUGGGUUGAUGACUUCGGUGUCGGGACUCGCUUCAUCUCUGCAUAUGGCACUGUUGCAGCAGCAGCAGCAGCAACAAGAACAGCAGCCGGUUCCUACAGGACCCGAUGCACUCAUAGAUUUGUAUGCAGUUGAAUAACAGGCUCUCUGGUCAGCUGGACCCGGACACCCAGGGACACUUCCUGGCCAAGUACCGUGGGGCAAAUGCUCAAUGAGUUCUUCCCGAAGGGUGCAGCGUCUCUAGACCUGGGGCUCCAAACUGUCUUACCCAGGGGCCAAGAUUACUUUAUCUGCAAGAGGCCUUAUACUCGCAGGUUCCCCAAAUACAACUCAGCCACAACAUCCUAAUCGGACAACUUGUCAAUCAACAUGGAACAGUACCCAGAAAAUCACGACCAGCUCAUGAACUGUGUAACUGCGCCAAGCGUGACCCUUCAGAGAAAGGGGCUUCCAUGCCGAAGGUCAAAUUGUGGCCGUUGUUCAGUGUCAAGCCGAAUCCUAGCAACCAAGCCACGUCAGCACAGCAGCAAAAACAGUUUCAGCAGCAGUCGUAUACUAAACAUCAACAACAGUGGUGCAUAUGCAUUAAACUACGAGAGUAAACAAGUUCACUGCGUAAUGUGGCAUCAAAGUCUGCAAGGAGAAACCAUGCAAUUGAGGAAGCCAAGAAACCAUGUGAUAAUUUCAAGCAGCUUACCUACUCUUGAAAAACGGAUAGCAAAGCAUUGAGAUUGUUCUGGAAGCAUUUGUAGUCACAGCUCAUUAAGCAUCCCCCUGAAGCAGGACCCUCAGUCUACGGACGCCAAUUGACGAAAUAAAACUUGUCAUUCAGCAACACAGCCAGUUGCAGCAGUUGUUACCAUAUUGACCCCAGUCAAAACUAGGAGCUCAGAGAUAACACAGCCAGUUGCAGCAGUUGUUACCGUAUGGACCCCAGUCAAAACAAGGAGCUCAGAGAUAAAUACUGUUUAAGAUAGAUAUUCUCUACAUUCCUCAUGGUCAGGCAACACAGCCAGUUGCAGCAGUUGUUACCAUAUUGACCCCAGUCAAAACUAGGAGCUCAGAGACAAUCAGCAAUACAGCCAGUUGCAGCAGUUGUUACCAUAUUGACCUCAGUCAAAACUAGGAGCUCAGAGACAAUCAGCAACACAGCCAGUUGCAGCAGUUGUUAACAAAUUGACCCCAGUCAAAACUAGGAGCUCAGAGACAAUCAGCAACACAGCCAGUUGCAGCAGUUGUUACCGUAUGACCCCAGUCAAAACUAGGAGCUCAGAGACAAUCAGCAACACAGCCAGUUGCAGCAGUUGUUACCGUAUGACCCCAGUCAAAACUAGGAGCUCAGAGACAAUCAGCAAAACUGCCAGUUGCAGCAGUUGUUACCAUAUUGACCCCAGUCAAAACUAGGAGCUCAGAGACAAUCAGCAACACAGCCAUUUGCAGCAGUUGUUACCAUAGUGACCCCAGUCAAAACUAGGAGCUCAGAGAUAAAUACUGUUUAAGAUAGAUAUUCUCUACAUUCCUCAUGGUCAGGCAACACAGCCAGUUGCAGCAGUUGUUACCGUAUUGACCCCAGUCAAAACUAGGAGCUCAGAGACAAUCAGCAAUACAGCCAGUUGCAGCAGUUGUUACAGUAUGACCCCAGUCAAAACUAGGAGCAGCAUUUGUUACCAUAUUGACCCCAGUCAAAACUAGGAGCUCAGAGACAAUCAGCCAACACAGCAAGUUGCAGCAGUUGUUACCAUAUUGACCCCAGUCAAAACUAGGAGCACAGAGACAAUCAGCAAUACAGCCAGUUGCAGCAGUUGUUACCAAAUUGACCCCAGUCAAAACUAGGAGCUCAGAAACAAUCAGCAACACAGCAAGUUGCAGCAGUUGUUACCAUAUUGACCCCAGUCAAAACUAGGAGCUCAGAGAUAGAUCAACACAGCCAGUUGCAGCAGUUGUUACCAUAUUGACCCUAGUCAAAACUAGGAGCAGCAGUUGUUACCAUAUUGACCCCAGUCAAAACUAGGAGCAGCAGUUGUUACCAUAUUGACCCCAGUCAAAACUAGGAGCUCAGAGAUAAAUACUGUUUAAGAUAGAUCAACACAGCCAGUUGCAGCAGUUGUUACCAUAUUGACCCCAGUCAAAACUAAGAGCUCCGAGAUAAAUGCUGUUUAAGAUAGAUAAACACAGCCAGUUGCAGCAGUUGUUACCAUAUUGACCCCCGUAAAAACUAGGAGCUCAGAGACAAUCAGCAACACAGCCAGUUGCAGCAGUUGUUACCAUAUUGACCCCAGUCAAAACUAGGAGCUCAGAGACAAUCAGCAACACAGCGAGUUGCAGCAGUUGUUACCGUAUGACCCCAGUCAAAACUAAGAGCUCAGAGACAAUCAGCAACACAGCCAGUUGCAGCAGUUGUUACCGUAUGACCCCAGUCAAAACUAGGAGCUCAGAGACAAUCAGCAACACUGCCAGUUGCAGCAGUUGUUACCGUAUGACCCCAGUCAAAACUAGGAGCUCAGAGACAAUCAGCAACACAGCCAGUUGCAGCAGUUGUUACCGUAUGACCCCAGUCAAAACUAGGAGCUCAGAGACAAUCAGCAACACAGCCAGUUGCAGCAGUUGUUACCGUAUGACCGCAGUCAAAACUAGGAGCUCAGAGACAAUCAGCAACACAGCCAGUUGCAGCAGUUGUUACCAUAUUGACCCCAGUCAAAACUAGGAGCUCAGAGACAAUCAGCAAUACAGCCAGUUGCAGCAGUUGUUACCAUAUUGACCCCAGUCAAAACUAGGAGCUCAGAGACAAUCAGCAACACAGCCAGUUGCAGCAGUUGUUAACAAAUUGACCCCAGUCAAAACUAGGAGCUCAGAGACAAUCAGCAACACAGCCAUUUGCAGCAGUUGUUACCAUAGUGACCCCAGUCAAAACUAGGAGCUCAGAGAUAAAUACUGUUUAAGAUAGAUAUUCUCUACAUUCCUCAUGGUAUGUUAAGCACAAACUCUGACAGAUCUCAUCUUUGAACUUUGUAACGGGCGAAAAAUAAAUGACCUUGUUCAGAAUGAAAUGGCAGAAUGACAAAGCACAACAAUUUAAGGGGAAACCAUAAAUUAAUGUGACCAGCAAAGAUGUGUUCAAAGCAGAACAAUAUGUCAUGUCUUUGGGGACUUUGAAUUUUGAUGGUGUCAUUCAUUAAACAUUGAAUAUUUUUGUUAAAUAUAGUUAAAUAUAAUGAUAUAAAGGUUAUUUGAUUAAGGCGUGUAUGUUAAUUAUUACUUUAAGCACAAAUAUAGCACGUCUAUCAAUUACUUAUGAAACUUGCACCUGAUAAUGAUAAAUGCAUGAAAAUUAAAUUGUACUUAAGACAUUAUUUCAUACGUUGAGCUUAAGAAAAUUGAAAGCUGUUUAAAUUAUGCUGGUAACAUUAUAUACAAAAUAUGUAUUGGAUUAUAUUCAUGUAAAAAACAAGUUUCAGUUUUCUGUUGUUACAUGCAAUAUAGAAGUAUUAUCAAGAAUCGUGUUAAGUAUGGCACUAUUCGAAAUGAAUAUUCAUUAAAUAAAGACAAAAUCAUUUAAUCUUCUUUCAAUUGUCAAUUCUGUAUGAACUACUACUACCUUAUUUAUUUGACUUGAUAUGGUUUGUUAAAUUAUAAGAUAAUGCCUCUUUACUUGGAAAGCUUUCAAUGUUUUGAAACUGAGUAUUUAAAAAUGAAUUAUUAAAAGAAUUAUGAAAAAUCAUGACUGAUGUCAAAGUUAUGUUUGAUUUUGCCAAUUUUGUGUUGAUAUUUAAUAUACAUGUACUUACAUGCUCAUAAGUGUUGACAUUUGUUUUUGAACAUAAUAGUUUUUUAUGUUUUAUAUCGUGUAUAUACACAUUACCAAGUCCAAAUUUUCAUCCUCUCAAUCACUCAGUAACUUUACCAACAAUAAAUGUUGGAUCUCUGUAUAUAGGUAAAUUGUGCAAUUGAUAUAUAGAGCAACUGCAACAAAUCAGUCAGUUACAAAUCAAGGCAGAGUGAUGUAAUAUGCUGGCAAUUGUUAAGUAGUGCAGUUGUCUCUUUUUGUUCUCAGGUUAGAGCAAUGUUGUUUGCUUCAAAAAUAAAAACACAGUCUCCCUUGUAAGAAAAUUAAUGUGUUCACAUCUCAACAUAACAAGUAAAUUCAUAGAGAAAAUCAAAUUAUUUACAUGAUAUACUCGACAAUUAGUCUAAUGGGAUUUGUAGAAUAAAAAAUAACAUGUAAUUAUGACGAUUAUAAGUGAAUGUUUGACACAAAAUGUCUGUUCAGAAAUGUGUAUAUUUUAAUGAUAAAUCUAUACAUUGUACUUGCUGUACUUUUUAUAGUAUAUUUUAUGAACGUGCAGCUGAUAAGUGAAUGUGACAAUUUACGAGUUAUGUUACAAUUUGUUACACGUUGACAUGGCCACAUAAGCUGUUAAUGGAGUGCAUUCACUGCGGCCAGUUUCCAGAAAUCUCCCAAUUAAAAAACACCAGAAAAUAUCUUAAGAUCAGAUAGUUUGGUUGUUGACAUUAGUUUUGAUUUAUUUAUUGAUUGUGUUAUGCCUUGUACUCUUAAUUUGUUAUCAAAUAUUUAAGUUUAUAUGACUUGAAGAGACUUACAUGUUUAUUUUAUUGAUGUGUUUGUGCGGAUUUCUUGCAUUCUGAUUAAAGAAUAUUCAAGUGGAAAAAUAAUAUUAUUAUGCAUUGAAAGUGUGUUGUGAUUUCAAAUAAAAAUACUAUGAAAAUAUAGUUCAGUCGUUUGAUUACAAAGUUAUUACAAAGGUGAUCAAUUGCUCAUCAAGUGUAGGUGUUUGCAUACGGACAUAAUAUGUCUGUGCUUUAUAUGUAUAUAAUGUAGAUCCCCAUUUACCAGAACAUAUUUUGAUGUGCUUAAAUGUGCUAAUAGCCUGAUGAAAUUCGUGUUGACUAUGCGUUUUACAUUUUGCCAUUUUUAUUUAAAAAAUGAAAAACAAAUGAAUUGUCAGUGUAAAUAAAUACUGUAUUGUUGUUCAAUCAGUUAAACUAU